CGGCCGACCAACCAAUCAGCGUGGAGUUUGCACGUGAGCGUCUGGGUCAGGGUUUAAGAUCCGUCAGGACUUGGAAAACGUCUUGGAGAGGCUGAGUUAUGAACUCUUUAGAACAGGCCGAAGGUACACAACAUGAUCUCAAGGCCUUUGAAAGAAGACUCACGGAAUACGUUUCCUGUUUACAACCUGCCACAGGUCGCUGGCGGAUGAUUCUUAUAGUGGUUUCUGUUUGCACGGCUACUGGAGCUUGGAACUGGUUAAUAGAUCCUGAGACACAGAAGGUAUCCUUCUUCACAUCUCUAUGGAAUCAUCCAUUUUUCACGAUUAGCUGCAUAACUCUGAUAGGCUUGUUCUUCGCUGGAAUACACAAGCGAGUCGUGGCACCAUCAAUAAUAGCAGCCCGGUGUCGGACGGUGCUAGCAGAGUACAAUAUGUCAUGUGAUGAUACUGGAAAACUCAUCUUGAAGCCCAGGCCGCAUGUCCAAUAGCACACGUCAUCAUAAAACAAAGCUUACUGCAAGAAGAUCAACCCUUUAAACUUUUAAUGUAAUUAGCGCAGGGUCUACAGACUACACAGAAGCCUCUAAAUUGAUUACCAAAGUGAGUAAGAAGCGCAGCACUGACAAAAAUCUCUCUCUAUCUAUCUAUCUAUCUAUCUAUCUAUCUAUCUAUCUAUCUAUCUCUAUCUAUCUAUAUAUCUCAAGUAAAAGCAUUUGUACAUUUACUGUUCUAUAAAAACAAACAACAAAGAUCAUGUGGAACGGUUGCAUCUCCUCUCUCAUGUAUUUCUGUGUUGCUGCUGCACUUUCAAGUCUUUGCUCAUGUAAAUUAGCUUGUGCGUACGAGUGAGGCCAAGCAAGCCCAAGCUUGGUCGCUUCUGUUGUAACUGCUCCCGUUUGUCACUACUGUAAAUACUGGAGUCAUGGGGCCACAGGUGGUGAUGACCAUGCCAAUGUACAGAGUGAGAGGAGACCGUGUGUGUGUGUGUGCAAGGCUGGGGCCACAGGUGGUGAUGACCAUGCCAAUGUACAGAGUGAGAGGAGACCGUGUGUGUGUGUGCAAGGCUGGGGCCACAGGUGGUGAUGACCAUGCCAAUGUACAGAGUGAGAGGAGACCGUGUGUGUGUGUGCAAGGCUGGGGCCACAGGUGGUGAUGACCAUGCCAAUGUACAGAGUGAGAGGAGACCGUGUGUGUGUGUGCAAGGCUGGGGCCACAGGUGGUGAUGACCAUGCCAAUGUACAGAGUGAGAGGAGACCGUGUGUGUGUGUGCAAGGCUGGGGCCACAGGUGGUGAUGACCAUGCCAAUGUACAGAGUGAGAGGAGACCAUGUUUGUGUGUGUGUGCAAGGCUGGGGCCACAGGUGGUGAUGACCAUGCCAAUGUACAGAGUGAGAGGAGACCGUGUGUGUGUGUGUGUGCAAGGCUGGGGCCACAGGUGGUGAUGACCAUGCCAUUGUAAAGAGUGAGAGACCGUGUGUGUGCUUUUAUUUUUUAACCCAGAGUCUGAAGGGAAAUCUCAAGGCCAUGCUGUAUAGAUUUUAGUCAGGGCUCUUUGCUGUGGUGUCAUAGUUAUUCUUCGUUUGCCAUAUACUUGUAUUUGAUCAUCUGAGUCCGUACUACACAAUAUUGGUACUAAGCUAGUGCUUCUUUGACAUGCUUCAAACACUGUUCGCAGUUUGAAUUCAGUGUUCAAGCAGAAUUUGGUCAAAUCCGUCCGUAUUUCAUGUCACACUCCUCAUUGAAUAAUUACGGAGAGGUGUUGUGUGUGUGUCUCCGCUGCAGAACCCACAUGCCAGCAGAUUUCAUUUUUGAAUCGUUUUGCUGAAGCAGUUGAGCCAGGAUGUGUGUUUUGUAGGGAGAUGAAUUGUAGCCUGCAUGGUGGUCUGCUGAUUCUGGCUGUAACUUAGUAUUUGGUAAAUUGUCCAAAACCUAACUUAGGCAUAUACUGUAGGCACUUUUGCUGAGCAAUAACAUGACAUCAUGAAGUGACCUCACUCCUACAAAAUGCAAGUGUCCUUCAUUUGAAACAGUUCAUUCAAUGACAAGGUGGGUUCCAAUAUUUUGUCGAAAGGAUUGCAGAUCUGUAUGAUAUCCUUUUAAAAGGGGUUUCCCUGUGCUGCUGCUUGUAUACCUCUUACAGCCUUUAUAUCAGAAUGAACUGAAAAGGGGAUCGCAGCCAGUACAUUUCGAAUUGUAAAUAAUUGUUACAAGGACUGUGAGCUUUGAAGUGAUGAAGCAUGUUCUUUUAUAAGACAAACAAUUAGCUUGCUAAAAUUGAAACUGUUUUUUUUCAAAUCUAUUGCAAUAAAUUUGUAAUUUAUUUUGUAUUGUAUGUACUGUAUUUGUAUUUGCUGCUGAAACAGUUCUCUAUUAAGCAACCACUUAUCUCACAGAUAAGAAUCACAGAAGUUGAAUAUAUACACAGAAAUUGUUUAACUGUUGGCUACUAUUAACAUUGUAUAUAUUUUGUUUGUUUUAACAUUUUAUUAAAUACAGUAGAUAUGGAUACUUUUGCUUGCUGUUUGCUUAUGUUUUUUUUGGGGGGACUGUACCAGCCAGUGUUGUAUAUUGUUAUCGGGUGGGUAAGAUUAUUGGGGUUUACCUCUCUGCAGAGAUCUGGUGCUGACAGACGGGUGAGGGUCAUUGCUCUUGAUCAGGCUAAUUUACCAUUCCAAGUGAAUGAAGUGAAGAAGCAGCUGCUUGGCUUUGUGUGGAUUGCUGUUCUCCAGAGUCUGAGAAGAGCAGAAAUCAUCAUAAAUCCAAGCAGCUGUUUCUUCACUUGUUUCACCCGGGAUGGGAAAUGAGCCCAAUGACCCCUCCUGAUUUCUGUGGAGAGCUCAGAGCCAGUAAUCAAAUAAUUGGUUUGUGCAGCUCUACGGUGAAGCUGAUCGAUUUUCAGUUGAUCUGAACCGUGGAGGGGAUGUAAAUCCAGCUGCUGAUUUUGAACACUGACAUCUCAAACAGUGCAUGCGAGUUGCUUUUACUGUAUUUUCUGCUAGUGCAAUAAAGGGCUUCAUUUAAAUAUAUAUAUAUAUAUAUAUAUAUAUAUAUAUAUAUAUGUAAAAAAUAUUAUAGGUCUUCUGCUGCUCAGACCUAUUUAAUACAACUAGAAAAGUUCUAUUAGAUAAGUAUAGUUUAAUCUGUAUCAUAUUCAGGCAAAACAGAUGAAAGCUUUUAUUUGCUUGUGUUUGAGAUGUGUGUGCCAGUGGACAGCACCUCCAGAUCGGCUUUCUCUUUCUAUCACAUGGUUCUCUACCUCCAGUUGGUUCUUGGGAGGGUAAGGUUGACACACGCACUAACCCUUCUGUUUGUAUCCUUUGUGAUGACUGCCAGAAUCCUUCCUGUAUGUGUGCUGCACGUAGUGAUGUUAAUGAGGGGGCAGGGGCAUGGCAGCUCAGUGCAUGCAGGGUUACAGCGCAGUGCUACCAGGAUGUGCCCACCACUGCUUAUAGACAAUAACAUGUGAUCUAGACCCAGUACAUGCACGUUCACAAUGUUGUGUACUGUCUGUCAAGUGCUCAGCCCACCCAGCAGGACAAUGUGUACCUUUUUACUGAACACUGUCCUUUAUGUACCUGAAGAAAAAAAAAAAAACGAAACUAUUUGUUUACAGCACAUGGUUCCAGACUCCUGAAACCACUUUCAUUUGCUUGUAUUGUAAGCUGCUCAUUCAUAUUAAUAAGUGUGCUGGUGACUGAAUAUCAAGUACAAAAAACCAGGAAGUCAUUAUUAAGCAACAGUGUUAAGAAGUUGCCAUGUGUGAGCCAGCCUUUGUUUUAUUACUGUUUUCACAUGUAGCAACAACCAGCCUGUCUUCUGUUUGAAGGAUGUCUGUUUUUGUUUUUUUUUGGUUUUUUUUUGUAAUCUGAAAUUAAAAGUGUACAUAUUGUG
Molecule: messenger RNA, 3890 nt
Organism: Acipenser ruthenus (sterlet)
Lineage: Eukaryota; Metazoa; Chordata; Actinopteri; Acipenseriformes; Acipenseridae
Product: nuclear envelope phosphatase-regulatory subunit 1
Exons: 6
Coding region: 99-488 (129 amino acids)
Cellular component (GO): cytoplasm; Nem1-Spo7 phosphatase complex
Source: RefSeq, a predicted model, not a curated record